GUUUUAUUGCGCCUAUUCCACUAUCGAAUCAAGGAUGCCACUCUCACUGCGCAGGACGCUCACAUGACUUCGAUACGAGUUCAUAAUUGCGACGAUAGCCGGCCGGCUGGCCAGCAUGUCAGAUUGCGCGUUUUCUUCUCCGACAAAGUUUUUGAGUCCCAUACAUUCAUUAUCCUCUCGGCACCACCGUCCCAUUCUUAUAUUUCCUCACCUGGGUUCCUUCUCGCUGCACGAAACGAUGGAGACUGGACGCGGGCAUUGGAUGACUACACCCGACAGCAACAAGAACCUUCACAAGUCAAUUGAGAAGUCUGAGUGCGACUCGG
Molecule: messenger RNA, 326 nt
Organism: Suillus fuscotomentosus
Lineage: Eukaryota; Fungi; Basidiomycota; Agaricomycetes; Boletales; Suillaceae
Exons: 2
Coding region: 64-306 (80 amino acids)
Source: RefSeq, a predicted model, not a curated record